AUGACAUCACUCACACCUGGACAAGUCCAAAUAAUUAAAGCCACCGUCCCAGUACUGGCUCAACAUGGCGAAACCAUCACCACCAAGUUCUACGCAGACAUGCUCGAGGCCCACCCUGAGCUCAGAAACGUCUUCAACACCACACACCAAGCAACCGGACACCAGCCUCGUGCUCUCACCGGUUCCCUCCAGGCAUACGCUUCCAACAUCGACGACCUCGGCAAGCUUUCACCAGUAGUCGAACUGAUCUGUCACAAGCAUGCCUCGCUCUACAUUCCCCCGGAACACUACUACAUUGUCGGCGAGCACCUGCUGAAGACCAUGAGAACCGUUCUUGGCGAUGCCGCUACCCAAGACAUCCUCGGCGCCUGGGAAGCAGCCUACUGGCAACUCGCCAACAUCAUGAUCUCCAAAGAAGACGAUAUGUACAAAGAGGCCGACGGCUGGACGUCCUGGAAAGACUUCAAGAUUGUGCGCAAGGAGAGGGAGGCCAAGGAGAUUACGUCGUUCUACCUGCAGCCCGUGGACGCAAAUCUCAAACUCCCUGUCUUCAAGCCGGGACAGUUCAUAUCCGUCAAUAUCUUUGUGAAUGAGCUUGAUGGCGGCGUGUGGCAGGCGCGCCAGUACAGUCUGAGUGAUGUGCCGGGCAAGGACUACCUCCGUAUCAGCGUCAAGCGCGAACUUGGGAUCGAGGUUGGCGAGCCGAGACACUUCACUCAUCCAGGGUACCUGUCCAAUAUCAUGCAUGAGAAGAAGAACGUCGGCGAUAUUGUCCAGGUCUCGCAUCCGUGGGGCGACUUCUACUUCGAUGAGGAGAAGGAAGACAGGGACGCGCCUAUUGUCUUGAUCUCAGCUGGCGUGGGAUUGACUUGCUUGAACAGCAUUCUCAACACCACCCUUGAGCACUCCACUUCGAGACCGGUGACUUGGAUCCACGGUGCGCGGGAUAGCAAGACGAGGGCGUUUAAGAAGGAGAUUGAUGAGCUCGCGGCGAAGAAGAGAAAUUUGCACACUGUGUACUUUUCGUCAAGUCCAAAGGAGGGAGAGGUACAGGGCCUGGAUUACGAUAUCAAGGGACGUGUUAAUCUGGGUAAUGUCGACAAGAAGGUGCUGUUCACAAAUAACGAGAAGACGCUGUACUUCACCUGCGGGCCGGCGCAGUUCAUGCUGGAUGUGGAGGCUAAGCUGAAGAUAUAUGGCGUGCCGGCUGAGAGGAUUCACAUGGAGCUUUUUGGCACUGGCGGUAUCCCCGCGGGUGUAGACCUCUGA
Molecule: messenger RNA, 1269 nt
Organism: Didymella exigua CBS 183.55
Lineage: Eukaryota; Fungi; Ascomycota; Dothideomycetes; Pleosporales; Didymellaceae
Product: flavohemo protein
Exons: 1
Coding region: 1-1269 (422 amino acids)
Biological process (GO): nitric oxide catabolic process; cellular response to nitrosative stress
Cellular component (GO): intracellular anatomical structure
Molecular function (GO): oxygen binding; nitric oxide dioxygenase [NAD(P)H] activity; FAD binding
Source: RefSeq, a predicted model, not a curated record